GCUGUCAGGCAUUCCACAGUCCCAUUUCUCCUAGUUCUGUCGACUGGACAUGUGCAGAAUUUUACUAAAGAACAUUCUUGAUCUUUGCUCAGCUGAGCUGGCGGGGAGCAGCCACCCAUUCGGACGGCCUGUUACCAGUGUUAGCUUGAAAGCUGUUGCGCCGCUUCGCUGACAAGUAGGUUCGUGACUUGGCCGCCUCCAGAGCAACGAUAUUCAAGAUGCCCAAGCAAGGAGAAAGCGAAGACAUCUUCAGAGCGAGCCCGGACAGCAUGUCGCCAGGAUUGGUGUCGUCUGGCGACUCGUCCACUUUGACCACACCCGUCUAUGAAAGACCUCUGGAGUCCGAGGCAUCUGCAGCUGCGGUGGAGGAGACGGAUGGCGGCAAAGUGAGCCAGUUUGACCACAUCACAUUCUGGGUUGGCAACGCUAAGCAAGCGGCGACAUUCUAUAUCGCACGGUUUGGAUUCCAGCCAUUGGCCUACCGUGGACUGGAGAAUGGCUCCCGAGACAUGGUCUCACAUGUCGUCAGAGCUGGACAGACCAUUUUCAUGUUCCAAUCAGCGCUGUUGCCAGGCAAUGAAGAGAUGGGAGAUCACUUACGCGACCAUGGUGACGGUGUUCGGGAUGUGGCCUUCACAGUCGACAACUGCAGAGCCGUGUUCAAGAGGGCUGUGGCUAAGGGAGCAACGGUAAUCAGACAGCCACAAGAGCUGGAAGAUUCGAAUGGAACCGUAACCCUAGCAACCGUCAGAACCUUUGGAGACACAACACACACGUUUGUGGAACGAACAAAUUACACUGGGGAAUUCCUGCCAAGCUAUACACUCCUCAAACCAGAUCCUAUUCAAGCGUUUCUUCCGUUCAUCGACAUUCAAGUUGUGGACCAUGUUGUGUGCAACCAAGAUUGGGAUCAGAUGGAGAGUGUAGCCGAAUGGUACGAGCGGAAUCUCUCCUUCCACCGUUUCUGGUCCGGCUAUGACAAAGAGACCCACACUGAGUUCACGUCAAUGCACACUGUCGUGCUGACAAAUGAAGCCGAGACGAUCAAGCUUGGAAUCACCGAACCAGCGGUCGGCCGUAAGAAGAGCCAAAUCGAGGAGUAUGUCACAUUCUACGGUGGUGCAGGUUGUCAGCACAUCGCACUCAAGACACCCAACAUCAUAGAAUCAGUGAGUCGGCUGGUGGAACGUGGCACGUCCUUUCUACCUAUCCCUGCCAGUUACUAUGCCAGUCUGCGUGAGAGACUCAAGAACUCCAAGGUCAAGAUCACCGAAAACUUAGAUGAGUUGGAACGACUCAACAUCUUGGUGGAUUUUGAUGACAACGGUUACCUGCUCCAGUUGUUCACAUCUCCAAUGCAAGACAGGCCAACCGUCUUUCUAGAACUUAUCCAGAGGAAUAACCAUUCGGGAUUCGGAGCUGGAAAUUUCAAAUCGCUCUUCCAAGCGAUUGAAGAGGAGCAAUCUCGACGCGGCACACUAUAAUGCGCAGUGGGUUCUGUUUUGGGAUGCUUCCCGUUGCUGCUGCUAUUGUAGCGUUGGCACGCUAGUAACUCACACAGCUGCAGCGUGAAUCACUUUCAAUGUAUUGGUCACGCGUGUUACACCGCACCCGUACCCCGCACUUGCAACUCUGUACCGUGCUUGCAGAUCCAUGACAUGGAUAGCAACUAGUCUCACUGCGUUCAAUGUUUCAUAUUGACCUUAGAAAUACUGCUGCACUUUCAACCGCCUCUUUUACGCCCAUUGCCCACAUCGCAUUCAGCUCCUUCUUCUGCAUAGAACCAAAUAGCAUUCCUUGUGCAAUGACUGUGGCCCACACAUCUUACUGUGACCUUUCUUCUUCUACUCUACGUAUCCCCUGGUCAUAGGCUGGCUUACUUACACUAACAGUUCCUCACCCUAUAAAAGCUGCUGUUCACAAUUCUCUACAGUUCAGUUAGAAACUACAGUCAGAAAGGCCAGUUAGAAAGGCCAGUUAGAGAUACCAGUUAGAACCUUCUUCAUGUCAGUUUAGAGUUAGAGUCAGAGUUAAUGUUUACAAUGUAGUCUUCCGUUUAGUUCAGUAAGAAUUAUUAUUAACAGUGUGUUCACUGAGACCCGUCUGCAUUUGCCUCCGAGAGAGACUGCGGCCCGCAACAGAAUUGGUGCCAGCGGUGGGAUACGCUACAGAAAUGGUGCCAGCGGUGGGAUUCGCUACAGAAAUGGUGGCAGCGGUGGUACAAUUUUUAUAAUUGCUAGAUUCGAACCCACCUAGUAUCUGUAUUGCAUUGAUGGCAGCGGCGCUACAGAAUUGAUGGCAGUGGUAAAUUGUUUUAUUGGUGUAACCGGUACCAGCAUGGCCCAACCGGAUGCGUCAGUCGCCGCUACUCCUUCGCCCGCCACGUCUCCCCCUAGCCCAAAAUGAUGACGGACAGCGUCUCUACCGAUCAAGCUCCAUGUCCAACGUGAGCUAAUUCCCGAUAUGGCAUUUUCUUUCCUGUCUUCCUUCAGUCUUCCUGUUCUCUUCAGUCUUCCUUUAUGCGAGUGUGUGAAUCCAGUUUAGUUAGGUAGGCGUCCGAUCAUGGUGAGCCACGGUCUAUCUAGCUAACCUGGGAUAAUGUGUGUUAGAGUGCCCUUUGUCCAGUUCAGUUUGGAACUGUGAACUAUUUUUAUGGCUCAAACGCCAUGGUGGUACAGCAAGUGCGCUGUGAGUCCUAUUUGGAGGACAAUUUUUUCCCCUUUGGCCCCGUGAGAUCGUGUGAACCUGGAGUGAUGCUAUUUUAUGAUUUUGUUAUCAGUUCAUUUCUUCUGUCUACUCUCAAAGGUUAUCAUUUCCGAUAUUAUUUUGCCAUAUUCCGGUUGACGCUGUACCAGUAUGAUGCGCUAUCUCCUAUAAUGUUCAAUGUUUAUGUUCGCACCACCUCUCAGUCCUGUGAUCUGCUGCUGCGCUCCAGCCAGUACUUCAAUGUCAGUUGUCCUCAUUGCGUCCGGAUAUCAACCGAGGCUGUUCACAAAUACAUACCUGUAUAUGCAAGUAAUCCAUUCUGCCUGUCUUCUUCCGUCGAGGUUAUUCCGACGCGACCAUGCAUGCCUCCAGUGUCUUCUAAUCUCAGUCGAUUGUCGGAGUCCGGCUAUAUCAACUAAUCUUACUCGCCCAGUCUAGUCUGCGCAUCUCCAUGAUCUUCUACCAGUGUUCGUCACUUCGUGUUCUGCUACUCGGACUCUAAUCACGAGGACGUGAUUCUUAAAGAAGGAAGGUGUAGCGUUGGCACGCUAGUAACUCACACAGCUGCAGCGUGAAUCACUUUCAAUGUAUUGGUCACGCGUGUUACACCGCACCCGUACCCCGCACUUGCAACUCUGUACCGUGCUUGCAGAUCCAUGACAUGGAUAGCAACUAGUCUCACUGCGUUCAAUGUUUCAUAUUGACCUUAGAAAUACUGCUGCACUUUCAACCGCCUCUUUUACGCCCAUUGCCCACAUCGCAUUCAGCUCCUUCUUCUGCAUAGAACCAAAUAGCAUUCCUUGUGCAAUGACUGUGGCCCACACAUCUUACUGUGACCUUUCUUCUUCUACUCUACGUAUCCCCUGGUCAUAGGCUGGCUUACUUACACUAACAGUUCCUCACCCUAUAAAAGCUGCUGUUCACAAUUCUCUACAGUUCAGUUAGAAACUACAGUCAGAAAGGCCAGUUAGAAAGGCCAGUUAGAGAUACCAGUUAGAACCUUCUUCAUGUCAGUUUAGAGUUAGAGUCAGAGUUAAUGUUUACAAUGUAGUCUUCCGUUUAGUUCAGUAAGAAUUAUUAUUAACAGUGUGUUCACUGAGACCCGUCUGCAUUUGCCUCCGAGAGAGACUGCGGCCCGCAACAGAAUUGGUGCCAGCGGUGGGAUACGCUACAGAAAUGGUGCCAGCGGUGGGAUUCGUUACACUAUUACUACUACCACUACUGCAACUGCUGCUGCUGCUGAGGAUGAUGAUGAUGAUGAUGAUGGUGCUGAUUAUGCACUACAGCUGACAAUCCCAUUAUCAUUCUACAAUGCUAGCAAUAUUUUCUGAUCACUAUCUGCUCAUGUCACCUGUCGAAUGUUGUCUGUUUACUGGGUUCGUCUCAAUUAUUAUAAAAAUUUGUGCAAAUCUUCAAUUACUUUUAAAUGUCUCUGUUUUCACCAUAACGUCUAUGCUGUGGCUGGAUGAUGCCCAAAUGAUGCACUGAUACUUAGGCACUACUCCAGGAACUACUUACUGGCGGUCAACAAGUUGCCUGAUCUCUCUGCGGCUGCUAGCCAUUACAAUUCACCCGAACAAAUUAAUGCUGAUUGCAACAGGACUAAUGCGUAUCACUGCCUGCUAUUGUACUAAAAAUAGCUCACGGCAAUCA
This is a messenger RNA of Sycon ciliatum, 4359 nucleotides long. Its product is annotated as 4-hydroxyphenylpyruvate dioxygenase-like. The transcript has 15 exons. Gene Ontology annotation, molecular function: 4-hydroxyphenylpyruvate dioxygenase activity. The record is from RefSeq and is a predicted model, not a curated record. Gene Ontology annotation, biological process: L-tyrosine catabolic process. NCBI's taxonomy places the organism in Eukaryota, Metazoa, Porifera, Calcarea, Leucosolenida, Sycettidae. Bases 219 to 1484 code for a protein of 421 amino acids.